AUGGCUGCACUACUAGCUGUAACGGGUGAAAUCUUUCAAGUGCUUCAACAAGACCUUACCGGCCUUGAUCAAUUGUAUCAAUCCAUGAGGACACAUCUACAAGAUGAGAUUGUCCAACUCGGCAAAGGCCUGCGUGCUCUGUGCAAGGGCAAAUCGCGGCGGUCAAGGCGGGAGAUCAAAACACGGAGGAAAGUCUUUGAACCCUAUUCCGAAGCUGAGGUCUUUCUAUCUUCUCGUGAGGCCAACGCAGGAACGCGAGAUGCUGGGCACGCCCAAAAACAGUACCAGCUUUUCGCCUGGUCCCUAGCUGCAGAACCCGACAAACUCCUCAAGUUGAGGAGGGAAAGUCUGUCUUUACUUGGGCGCUUUAUCCGAAUGAACGAGGACCUCCUUCGGAUAAAGAAGUUUCAAGAACUCAGUCAGACUGCGCUUGCUGAUAUCCUCAAGACAUUCAAGAACCGCUUCCCGCUGCACGCGCAUCUCACGAGCUCACUGACCCCGUCACUCUUUAUCGAGCAGGAUCCGGCUACAGCACUAUCCUUUACCAUCUCCAAGGAGGUUUUGAGCAUCAUCCCACAACUCAGCGACUACCUCUGCCCAAUAUGCUUUAGCGUUUCUUACAAGCCAGUCAGACUCCGUUGCCGUCACCUCUUUUGCAUUAGAUGCAUGGUUAUUCUACAGAGGCAGAGACGAGAUCCUUGUCCGUUGCGCCGCGAAGAAGUUGUUCUGGAGGCUACUUCGGAUAACAUAGAUGAAGAGCUGCGUAAAUUCAUGGAGGCAAAUUUCAAGGCUGAGGUUGCGAAAAACAGAGACAAAAUGGGGUUGCGGCUGGGAUUGAUCAAUGGGGUGCUGCGUACGAGCAAUCCCAGAAAUGCGCCGUCAUGUAG
Molecule: messenger RNA, 887 nt
Organism: Cladophialophora psammophila CBS 110553
Lineage: Eukaryota; Fungi; Ascomycota; Eurotiomycetes; Chaetothyriales; Herpotrichiellaceae
Exons: 2
Molecular function (GO): metal ion binding
Source: RefSeq, a predicted model, not a curated record